ACCCACGUGCGAGCCUUGCACCGAUCCCAGCCGCGCCGCCCCUGGCGCCAGACCCACGUGCAUCGCUUGCACGGAGCCCCGGUGCAGCCCUUGCACUAGAAUCACGCCCAUCGUUUGCACCAACCUCAGCAGCACCGCCACCCCUUGCACCAGACCCGCGUGCACCCCUUGCACUAGAAUCACACGCGUUAUUUACACCGACCCCCACUGCAUCCCUUGCACCAGCCCCACGUGCGUCGUUUGCACCAAUUUCCACUGCAUCCCUUGCACCAAUUUCCAGUGCAUCCCUUGCACCAAUCCCACGUGCGUCGUUUGCACCAAUUUCCACUGCAUCCCUUGCACCAACCCCACGUGCGUCGUUUGCACCAAUUUCCACUGCAUCCCUUGCACCAAUUUCCAGUGCAUCCCUUGCACCAACCCCACGUGCGUCGUUUGCACCAAUUUCCACUGCAUCAUUUGCACCACCUCCCACUGCAUCCCUUGCAUCAACCCCAGCUGCCCCAUCCCUUGCACCAAUCCCACGUGCAUCAUUUGCACCACUCCCCAGUGCAUCCCUUGCACCAAUCCCCUCUGCACCAUUUGCACCAAUCUCCCCUGCACCAUUUGCACCAAUCCCCCCUGCGUCCCUUGCACCAAUCCCAUGUGCAUCAUUUGCACGACUCUCCAGUGCAUCCCUUGCACCAAUCCCACAUGCAUCAUCUACACCACCCCCCCGUGCAUCCCUUGCACCAAUCCCACGUGCACCAUUUGCACCAAUCCCAGCUGCAUCCCUUGCACCAACCCCAGCUGCCCCAUCCCUUGCACCGAUCCCUCGUGCACCAUUUGCACCAGACCCGCGUGCACCCCUUGCACUAGAAUCACACGCGUUAUUUACACCGACCCCCACUGCAUCCCUUGCACCAACCCCACGUGCACCGUUUGCACCAAUUUCCACUGCAUCCCUUGCACCAACCCCACAUACAUCGUUUGCACCAAUCCCCAGUGCAUCCCUUGCACCAACCCCAGCUGCCCCAUCCCUUGCACCGAUCCCACGUGCACCAUUUGCACGACUCUCCAGUGCAUCCCUUGCACCAAUCCCACGUGCAUCAUUUGCACCGGACCCACGUGCAACAUUUGCACCAAUCCCACAUGCAUCCCUUGCACCAACCCCAGCUGCCCCAUCCCUUGCACCAAUCCCACGUGCACCAUUUGCACGACUCUCCAGUGCAUCCCUUGCACCAAUCCCCCCUGCACCAUUUGCACCACCCCCACGUGCAUCCCUUGCACCACUCCCAUGUGCAUCAUCUACACCACCCCCCUGUGCAUCCCUUGCACCAAUCCCACGUGCAUCAUUUGCACCAAUCCCAGCUGCCCCAUCCCUUGCACUGAUCCCACAUGCAUCAUUUGCACCAGACCCACGUGCACCCCUUGCACUAGAAUCACACGCAUUAUUUACACGGACCCCCAGUACAUCCCUUGCACCAACCCCACGUGCACCAUCUGCAUCAAUUUCCACUGCACCCCUUGCACCAGCCCCACGUGCAUCAUUUGCACCAAUUUCCACUGCAUCCCUUGCACCAAUUCCACGUGCAUCAUUUGCACGACUCUCCAGUGCAUCCCUUGCACCAACCCCACAUGCAACAUUUGCACCACUCCCCAGUGCAUCCCUUGCACCAACCCCCCCUGCACCACUUGCACCAAUCCCAGCUGCAUUCUUUGCACCAAUCCCAUGUGCAUCAUUUGCACGACUCUCCAGUGCAUCCCUUGCACCAACCCCACGUGCAACAUUUGCACCACUCCCCAGUGCAUCCCUUGCACCAAUCCCCUCUACACCAUUUGCACCAAUCUCUCCUGCAUCCCUUGCACCAAUCCCACGUGCAUCAUUUGCAUGACUCCCCAGUGCAUCCCUUGCACCAAUCCCCCCUGCACCACUUGCACCAAUCCCAUGUGCAUCAUUUGCAUGACUCUCCAGUGCAUCCCUUGC
Molecule: messenger RNA, 1963 nt
Organism: Meleagris gallopavo (turkey)
Lineage: Eukaryota; Metazoa; Chordata; Aves; Galliformes; Phasianidae
Source: RefSeq, a predicted model, not a curated record